Molecule: messenger RNA, 4356 nt
Organism: Photinus pyralis (common eastern firefly)
Lineage: Eukaryota; Metazoa; Arthropoda; Insecta; Coleoptera; Lampyridae
Product: otoferlin-like
Exons: 22
Coding region: 1-4317 (1438 amino acids)
Biological process (GO): plasma membrane organization
Cellular component (GO): membrane
Source: RefSeq, a predicted model, not a curated record
AUGAGCAAAGCGGAACAUUUCUUAAUUAACGUUACCAUACUCGAAGGUCGUCAUUGGCCAUUACAGAACACCGAUUCCGCGGUCAACGUCAGAGUUGGCAAUAAGAAACGCUGCACCUCAAUUUGCUAUGGAACGGAUGCCCCAUACUUUAACGAGUACUUCGUCUUUGAGUUUUUGGAGACUUUUGAGAACUUGCUUGAUUACAACAUAACUUUAACCGUUUUUCGACCGCGCAAGAAGUGCAUGCCUCAUAAGACUAUCGGAUAUGUUACUCUGGACGUGGCGACAGUCUGGAUGCAAAAAGAUCACCAAUUCUAUCACAAAUGGGCCGUAGUUGUACCGCCUUACAAGGAGGUAAACUCGAAGCUGUGCGGAUUUCUGAAGGUGGAUAUGGGUGUCAUCAGAAGGGGCGAGAAGUUUUCAAUUCCAGUCAUAGACGUCCGUGCCACAGAUGAUAUUGAACGGAAUCUGUUACAGUCCGCGGGCACGGCGGCCGAUCGGCAAAAGGCGAAUUACGUUUUCAAGGUUUAUCGUGGUGAGGGGUUGACCAAGGGAAAAGGACUGGAUUUGAAAUAUCCAAAACCGAUUGAGAAAGAUCCUCCAAAUCCAUUGGUCGAAAUCUGCUUUGCAGGUCGGAAGGCUAAAACCUCCACGAAGCGAAGAACAACGAAUCCGAUUUGGAAUGAAAGUGUGGUACUCCCCGAGUAUUUCCCUGCACUUUGCCAGCGUAUCAAGAUUAACAUUUACCACAGCGAUCGAUGCAUUAAGACCCUCAUAGCGUCCACUUGUGUAGAUAUGAGAAAUAUUUCUAACGACAAAGACUGCGGAUUUUUGCCUACCUUUGGCCCCGGUUUUCUGCAUUUUUAUACCACAACGAACAAGAUUGAGGGAUAUGUUGGGAAGAUUUUGAUGUCGUUUGCCACUGAGAUACCUACUAAUGUUACGCGAGUUUAUAAAAACAUCUCCUUGGGACAUAUUGCUGCGGUACCGGAGAGCGAGAUGUGGAGAAAGGAAGAGAUUGUGCUGUGUGCAGUUAUCUUCAAUAGUAACAUGAUCCCGAAGCGUCAUAGUACCUACCCUAUCCGCUUUGAAAUCAGCUUUGGUCAUCAGAUGGCGACUUCAAAUCAAAAUGCGAAAGCCAUGAAUGCCAGAACUUUUCCUCAGGUACCGUCAAGUGCAAACAAAAUCUACUGGAAUGUCGAUUACGGGCCAGAGAAACCGUGCCUCUUUGUCAAGUUACUAGUGCCCGAUUUGCGGCACAUCUUGUACGAACAGAACCGUUUUACUAAGCUGAUUGGUGAACUUAAGGUGAAAUUAGAACGCAUUAAUAACCUCGCUUCAGUACAAACGACUCAAAAUGGCGUACUUGAAAACUUACUUAAGGAUGCGUUUACCUUUACUACCAGCACGUGUAAGAGUUUCUUCGAUUACUUACAGGUUCCAAAGCAAAAUUUCGUGACCGAUCUUAAGGCCCAUUGGAAUCGAUCGUGUCAGAAGGAAUUGAAUGAAAUUAUACACACUUCAUCACAAACCAGAACCUACGACAGAAAUUCCAUCAGAACCAUUAACGAACUGCACUUCAAAUUAGAGCAGCUACUAUUUACAGAGGAAACUUGGCCGAACGUCUACGUCACAAUGAUCUGCAGCAACAAGAAGGUUGCGUUUGCAAAAUUUCCACCAAAUGAGUUGAUCUACUCCAAAACUCCAGAGGAAAGCGGGAAAUUUUGUGGAAACUUGCAAAGUGUGUUUUUGCAGCCAAUCAAAGCGGACAAAUGCUCUUGCGCACUGGACUUGUUACUGUGGUUAGAUUUAGAAGCUCAGAGAGUGGAGCGUUUCAAACAGUUCCUUUCGAAAUUUGAACUGUCGAAUAACUUUUCCGAUCGGGGUUUCCCUUCGUAUGUGCAAGCAAAGGAAGUUCACAAUUUUCAAGGCAGAGCACAUAUUUAUCAGGGAAAGUUUUUCUUUGGUGCUGACAAGUCGGGAUUAAGCGACCCAUUUUUGCGUAUCAUCAUUGGAAACCAGUGUCUACAGACUAAGGUAUCCCAAGCAACACUAAACCCAGUUUGGGAUCAAACUUUAAUCAUACCUCGACUAUUGCUAUACGGAACGAGCGAUUUUAUCAAAUCCAACCCUCCUCUGGUGAUUGCCGAAGUGUUUGACAAAGACCUAUGCAACAAGGCCGAGUUCUUGGGACGGUGCACUUUUUCUCCUCACAUCAAAUUAGCCAAUCAUCCUUACAGACCACCCGAUUUUCCACCCAAACUCGUUUGGCACCGCGUCCUUCGCAAGCAGAAAACCGUCGGUGAAAUUUUGGCGGCCGUAGAAUUGCUGGAGAUUACUGGGGAAGAUAAUAUGGAGAUAAAGGCGCAUGACGUAGUAAUUCGCAUACCUACAGAUAUUAAACCGAAUCUGGUCAAGUAUCGCCUGGAAGUCUGCUUCUGGGGAUUGCGCCAAUUGCGCAAGGUAAAUUUCGUGCCAGUCUGUAAGCCGAAGGUCGUGUUGGAAUGCAUGUACGCCACUCUCCAAACAGAAAGUGCAUACGCUGUAAGAGGAUGUCUGAAUUUUAGACAACCCUUCCAAACCCUUGACGUGAAUCUUCCUGAAGAAUUGUACUAUAUUCCUCCUAUGUGCUUGAAAGUGUUUGAUUGUCGAAGCUUUGGACGUUUCGUGCUCGUGGGUGUUCAACUGGUAGACAUGGCUCUAUUUUUAACCACCCUUCUUACGAAGGUGGAACGGGAACGGCUACUCUUGCAGACCCCGGCACCUCCGAACAAGCGCAAACCUACCCAAUUCUUAAAAACAAUUAACUUCCAAGGCACACAAGUCACGGCCCACGUUAAUAAAGGUACCAGUGCAAAGUUGCAAAAAGGACCGAGAUGGAAGACGCCUAAAUUUCAACACAAAAAGGCAACUACGACUACGAUACUAAACUGUUUUCGAAAGAGGCAAAGGUCGCCUGAUGUGGAGAGAAAUCAAGCUAAGCCCAGCAAAAAGAAGCGGAUAGCGAAAGUGCUUUACAAAAUUUUGAAAGGUUUCUUCUACGCCUUUUGUUUCGUUUGGAAAAGCAAAUGCAGGCGCAAAGUGCCGAACUGUCUGAAACUUCGUUUCGGGCGCUCCAAAACAAGAAGUCGUAGCAAACCCAGGGCGCGAAAGCGCCAUGUUACCGACGAUAAUGACAACGAGGACGCUGAUUGGUGGACUAAGUACUUCGCGUCGUUCGAGGGCGUUGAUGUGUCUAAAACGCGUGGAAAUAAACUACAGGUUUACGAAAACGAAUUAGAAGAGCAGCCCGAGUUUAAAGGUUUCCAAGACAGUUUGCAAGUGUUCCAAAUGCAUAGAGACAAUCUAACAGGUGAUGAUACCGUGGAUGAACAGAAUAUUAAGGGAAUUUUGAAGGCAUCAAUUCAUAUCUACAAACACCCUCCGGAUGAUCUACAACACUAUGUGACGCCAACCGGUCAUUGCCUCGAUAAGGGGGUAUUUCAGAACUUCCACUCGAAUGAUCCUUUGCAGUUCCUUUUGAGAGUCUAUUGUGUCAAAGGCAUAAAUUUAAGGGCAAAAGAUUACUGCGGUAGAUCCGAUCCCUACAUCAGAGUGGUACUGGGAAAUGUUACCAUUAACGACAGGGCGAACUAUAUCCCGCGUCAAGUCAACCCGCUGUUCGGAAGAUGUUUUGAAAUGAAAGGUGCUUUCCCGCAAGAUCACCUACUGAAGGUGCAGGUAUGGGAUUAUGACACGAUUUCAGCCGAUGACCUGAUCGGCGAGACGAGGAUCGACAUCGAAAACCGGUACUACUCGAAACACCGCGCCGGUUGCGGCAUACCGUCAGACUAUCACGAAGGUGGAUAUUGCCUUUGGCGGGAUUCCGAGAAGCCGACGACGAUUUUGACUAACUUAUGCAGGGGGCAUAACCUUCCCGCGCCUGAAUAUCAGGCGAACUGUGUCCUUAUAGGAAGCAAGCAGUUUCAUACAACGGGAAAAGAUGGGACUUUGUUGGGUAAGGAAACUAUGGCCUUGAAUGUAUUACGGCAUUGGCACGAAGUUCCCUUGAUCGGAUUUCAUUUGGUUCCAGAGCACGUGGAAACUAGAUCACUGUAUCAUUAUGAAACGCCUGGAAUUGAGCAGGGAAAACUUCAACUCUGGAUAGAUAUCUUUCCUUUCAUGGACACCCAAUAUCCGACAGCAGUAAACAUCGCACCAAGGAAACCCACAUCGUACGAGCUCCGCGUAAUCAUUUGGAAUACCGAAGAAGUCGUUUUGCAAGAAGACGACUUCUUCAUCGGAGAAAGAAUGUCCGAUAUCUACGUCAAAGGGUAAACACGAGCUCGCGAUGCAAAGGAUCACCACCAACUUCCA